Messenger RNA from Panthera uncia (snow leopard), 1863 nucleotides. It is a transcript of the gene TYR, whose product is annotated as tyrosinase. The transcript is spliced from 5 exons. The record is from RefSeq and is a predicted model, not a curated record. NCBI's taxonomy places the organism in Eukaryota, Metazoa, Chordata, Mammalia, Carnivora, Felidae. Gene Ontology annotation, biological process: pigmentation; melanin biosynthetic process. Bases 1 to 1578 code for a protein of 525 amino acids. Gene Ontology annotation, molecular function: tyrosinase activity.
AUGCUCCUGGCUGCUCUGUGCUGCCUGCUGUGGAGUUUCCGGACCUCCGCUGGCCAUUUCCCUCGAGCCUGUGCCUCCUCCAAGAGCCUGAUGGAGAAGGAAUGCUGUCCAGCGUGGACGGGUGACAGCAGUCCCUGCGGCCAGCUCUCAGGCAGGGGUGCCUGUCAGGACAUCACGCUGUCCAAAGCUCCACUCGGGCCUCAAUACCCCUUCACGGGGAUGGAUGACCGGGAGGCCUGGCCCUCCGUCUUUUAUAAUCGGACCUGCCAGUGCUUUGGCAACUUCAUGGGAUUCAACUGUGGAAAUUGCAAGUUUGGCUUUUGGGGACCAAACUGCACAGAGAAGCGACUUUUGGUGAGAAGAAACAUCUUUGAUUUGAGCGUCCCAGAGAAGAACAAAUUUCUUGCCUACCUCACUUUAGCGAAGCAUACUACCAGCCCAGACUAUGUCAUCCCCAUAGGCACCUAUGGCCAAAUGAAUAAUGGAUCCACACCCAUGUUUAAUGACAUCAAUGUUUAUGACCUCUUCGUCUGGAUGCAUUACUAUGUGUCAAGGGACACACUGCUUGGAGGGUCUGAAAUCUGGAAAGACAUUGAUUUUGCUCAUGAAGCCCCAGGUUUCCUGCCUUGGCACAGACUCUUCUUGUUGCUGUGGGAACAAGAAAUCCAGAAGCUGACUGGGGAUGAGAACUUCACUAUUCCAUAUUGGGAUUGGCGAGAUGCUAAAAGCUGUGACAUUUGCACAGAUGAGUACAUGGGAGGGCGCAACCCAGCAAACCCGAACUUACUCAGCCCAGCAUCCUUCUUCUCCUCUUGGCAGAUCAUCUGUACCCGAUUGGAGGAGUACAAUAGCCAUCAGGCUUUAUGUGAUGGAACUCCAGAGGGACCAUUACUGCGCAAUCCUGGAAACCACGAUAAAGCCAGGACCCCGAGGCUCCCCUCCUCUGCUGAUGUGGAAUUUUGCCUAAGUCUGACACAAUACGAAUCGGAUUCCAUGGAUAAAGCUGCCAAUUUCAGCUUUAGGAAUACACUGGAAGGCAGAUUUCCUAGCAGUGAGAAAGCAUGGAACUUUGUCACUAAGGAACAUGUGCUGGUCCCAGAAAUAAGAAUUAUAAAUAUUUCUCUUAUAAACAUGUUUCUGAGUCUGAAUAAUCCUUUCCUCUACAGUAUUUUUGAACAAUGGCUCCGAAGGCACCAUCCCCUUCAAGAAGUUUAUCCAGAAGCCAAUGCACCCAUUGGACACAACCGGGAGUCCUACAUGGUUCCUUUUAUACCUCUAUACAGAAAUGGUGAUUUCUUUGUUUCAUCCAGAGAUCUGGGCUAUGACUAUAGCAACCUACAAGAUUCAGAACGGGACAUUUUUCAAGAUUACAUUAAGCCCUUCUUGGAACAAGCAAGUCGGAUCUGGCCAUGGCUCAUUGGGGCUGCUGUGGUAGGCUCUGUCCUCACGGCUGUGCUGGGAAGGCUCACUAGUCUAUUGUGUCAUCGUCGCAAAAGAAAGCAGCUCCGUGAAGAAAGACAGCCCCUCCUCAUGGAAAAGGAGGAUUACCACAGUUUGUUGUAUCAGACUCAUGUAUAAAAAGCUUAGGCAAUAGAGUAGGGCCAACAAGGCUGACCUCACUUUAACUCAAAUGAUGUUCAAGUCCCCAGGGGAUGUUCCAAGAGCAGUCCCCGGUAUUGGUUUGUGAAGACUUACCAGAAUUGCCAUCUAAUACAAAAGGUACCCCUCCUCCAAUUCAGGGAGAAUACACCUGUGCUUGCCUCACUGCCUUUUGAUCAUCCCUUUGACAGUUUUCCUCAAACCCAUAUUUCUAACAAAAGGAUGCCAUUUGGUAAUGAGUAACUGCUACUUGUAUCUGAAUGA